This is a messenger RNA of Lotus japonicus, 876 nucleotides long. RefSeq names its product non-specific lipid transfer protein GPI-anchored 31. The transcript has 3 exons. Bases 90 to 656 code for a protein of 188 amino acids. Gene Ontology annotation, molecular function: lipid binding. Gene Ontology annotation, biological process: lipid transport. NCBI's taxonomy places the organism in Eukaryota, Viridiplantae, Streptophyta, Magnoliopsida, Fabales, Fabaceae. The record is from RefSeq and is a predicted model, not a curated record.
CACUAACCUCAAGUCGUUAACACAUUCCUCCUCACACACACACACUCUUGCACUCUCAUUUCACAUUCUCUCUUUCUCUCUACACAAAAAUGACACCAAACCUCUCACUCCUCCUCUUUGUUGCAGCAAUCUGCACCGUUGAUCUCACACAAGGCGCCACACCACACACUGCCCCUGCACCCUCCGUGGAUUGCUCAACCCUGGUGUUAACCAUGGCGGAUUGCUUGACCUUUGUCACCAACGGCAGCACCACCACCAAACCGGAAGGAACAUGCUGCUCCGGCUUGAAGUCGGUGCUCAAGACUGCUCCGUCGUGUCUCUGUGAGGCUUUCAAGAGCAGUGCUCAGUUUGGCGUCAUUUUGAAUGUUACCAAGGCUACCUCUCUUCCUGCUGCUUGCAAAGUCUCUGCUCCUUCUGCUACCAAAUGUGGAUUGUCUGAAACUGUAACCCCUGCUUCUGCUCCUGUUGAAGGCCUUUCUCCACAAUCUUCUGCAUCUUCUCCUACAUCUUCUCCUGCAGCCUCUGGGUUGAACCCUGCAAGUGAGCUAGCUCCUGCACCAGCACCAUCUGUAGGGAACACUGCAUCAUCCCUGUUCCCCAUUUCAUUUGGAUCCUUGCUUGUUUGCCUAUUGGUAGCUGCAAUCUCAGGCUUUUGAGAUGAUUGAGUUUCAUUUCCUUUUGAGAGUAGAGACAUCAGACAUGACAGGGGGGGGGGGGGGGGGGGGCUAUUUUGAUGUUUUGUUUGGGUUUUACCACUAGAGGUAUCCUCAUUACGUGUGACAUAAAAAGUAGAUAAAAUUCAUUAUGUGAGUGACUCAAACCUAUUUUGAGGUUGUAUCAUCUUAUUUCUUAUAUGUCUAUUUAAUUAUAUUAAAA